Molecule: messenger RNA, 1194 nt
Organism: Saccharomyces eubayanus
Lineage: Eukaryota; Fungi; Ascomycota; Saccharomycetes; Saccharomycetales; Saccharomycetaceae
Gene: CST26
Product: putative acyltransferase
Exons: 1
Coding region: 1-1194 (397 amino acids)
Cellular component (GO): endomembrane system
Molecular function (GO): acyltransferase activity
Source: RefSeq, a predicted model, not a curated record
AUGCUGCAUAACAAGAUAAAUCGUAAUAUUAGGAAAGUUGUCGUCCCAGGUAUUUCUUUAUUAGUUUUCUUCCAGGGGUGUAUUGUUCUUUUGUUCCUUCAAGUAACUUAUAAGACUAUUUAUUGUAGGAAUGCUAUAAGAAGGCAAAGUGGUCUUAAUGAAACCAAAAGACUGUUUAUUGUCUUAUUAUCAUCCAUUUUGCAUGUUGUCGCGCCAUCUGCUGUGAGAAUUACUACGGAGAAUGCCACUAUUCCCAAAGGGACGUUUUUUAAAGACUUAAAGGAAAAUAGAAUUCUCUCCCAUCUAAAAAGCAAUUCAGUGGCCAUUUGUAAUCACCAAAUAUACACAGAUUGGAUCUUUUUAUGGUGGUUAGCUUAUACUUCAAACUUAGCAGCCAAUGUGUUCAUCAUCUUGAAAAAAUCAUUAGCGUCUAUUCCAAUUCUUGGUUAUGGUAUGAGAAACUAUAACUUCAUCUUUAUGAGUAGAAAGUGGGCACAAGACAAAAUCACCAUGAGCAAUAGCCUUGCCGGCAUUGAUUCGAAUGCGAGAGGUAUUGGAUCACUUGCUGGGAAGUCCCCUGAACGUAUAACUGAGGAGGGAGAGAGCAUAUGGAAUCCUGAAAUUGUUGACCCAGAACAGAUCCUUUGGCCGUAUAAUUUAGUCCUCUUUCCUGAAGGUACAAAUCUCAGUGCUGAUACCCGACAAAAGAGCGCUAAAUACGCUGCAAAAAUUGGGAAAGAACCAUUCAAGAACGUUUUAUUACCACAUUCUACAGGAUUAAGAUUCUCAUUACAACAGUUAAAACCAAGUGUUGAGGUUCUUUAUGAUAUAACAAUUGGUUACUCCGGUUUAAAAAAAGAGGAAUACGGUGAGCAGGUAUAUGGGUUCAAGAGCAUUUUUUUAGAAGGAAGAUAUCCCAAGUUAGUUGAUAUUCAUAUCAGAGCAUUUAAUGUCGACGAUAUUCCAUUGAAUGAUGAAAACGAAUUCUCAAAUUGGUUGUAUAAAAUCUGGGGUGAGAAAGACGUUUUAAUGGAAAAGUACUAUUCGACAGGUUCGUUUAUAACUGAUGCCGAAAUAAACCAUUCGGUUACUGAUAGCUUCAAGAUAAACCUUAUUGAAAUAACCAAGAUAUUGAUACUACCAGCUUUGACGACACUUUGGUUAGUCUAUAAACUCUUCGUCUUGUUUUUCUAA